AAUUUAUAAGGCGGUUGGUUGGCUGAGGACUCGAAUCAAACACAUUAGUGAGCUGUGCCUGGCCGGCCUGUGUAUAUACCAAGAUGGAAAGCUGCAAAGACAACGACGCCACCGCCGGUGAAGUCGCCGUCGUGGUGGUGCCUCUUCCAGCUCAAGGCCAUCUCAACCAGCUCCUUCAGGUUUCUUGUCUGCUUUCCUCCUCCUCCUCCGCCCUCCAGGUCCACUACCUCGGCUUUUCCAUCCACACCCAACAAGCCAGAGUCAGGGCCAAUGGGCUAGACCCGGAGAAAAUAUCCAAAAUCCAUUUCCACGAGCUUCCUACCCCUGAGCUGGACUGCCCUCCCCCGGACCCGGCCGCCGCCCUGAAGUUCCCCACUCACCUGCAGCCGCUCUGGGAAGCCUCGCACCUUCUCUUGCGCCGCCCCGCCGCCGACGUUCUCCGCGAAAUAGCGUCAAAAUCCAGAAGAGUGGUGAUCAUCCAUGACUCUAUCAUGGCAUCGGUGGUUCAAGACGCGGCGUCCAUCCCCAACGCCGAGACCUACUCUUUCAAUUGCAUCUCCGCCUUCUCCCUCCUCUCCCUGAUCUACUACCGGGCGGGAAGGCCAUUCCCCGCCGUCGCCGCCGUGGAAGAAGCAGGGCUGAGGGAGCUGAUGCCGGACCUGGAGGAUUGCACGAGUUAUGAUAUCCGGAGGCUGGGGUCUGCGCAGAGAGAGUUCUUGAAAUUCCGGUGCGGCGAGAUUCAUAAUACGAGCAGAGUGAUUGAAGGCCCGUUUCCGGAUGUGUACGAGCGGGAGGAGUUUUCCCAGAACCUGAAGCAAUGGUUCAUCGGCCCCAUUCUCCCUCCCCUGAACACGUAUAAGAAGAAACAGAAUGUGUGGUUGGAUUGGCUGGAUGAGCAGCCGCCGGACUCUGUUCUGUAUGUUUCGUUCGGGACGAUGACAUCCGUGUCGGAUCAGCAGGUUACAGAGUUGGCAAAGGGGUUGGAGCAGAGCAAAGUGAGGUUUCUUUGGGUGUUGAGGGAUGCAGAUAAAGGGAACAUCUUUUCGGGAAAACCGAGAAGGAUUGAGCUGCCAGAAGGGUUUGAGCAGAGGAUGAUCAAAAGGGGAGUGGUGGUAAGAGAGUGGGCACCGCAGCCCGAAAUCCUGGCGCACCCGUCCACGGGAGGGUUCAUGAGCCACUGCGGGUGGAACUCGUGCAUAGAGAGCAUCACGCACGGAGUGCCCAUGGCCGCGUGGCCCAUGCACUCUGACCAGCCGAGCAACGGGUUCUUGGUGACAAGAAUACUGCGAACGGGGCUGAUGGUUCGGGAGUGGGGAGAGCAUAGAGAGCUGGUGAAGGCAUCCAACAUUGAGAAUGUGGUGAGGAGACUUAUGGCAUCUGAAGAGGUUAGAACGAGGGCUCAAGCAUUGGGUGAAGAUGUUAGAAAAUCUGUUCAACCCGGAGGCGUGUCUCACAUCCAACUUCACUCUUUCAUUGCCCAUAUCACCAGAACUUAAUAACGUACUUCAUUGUUAAAGUACUUUCGUGUUAAAUUAAAGUAGAAUGCAGAUUCAUGCCACAUGUUUGAAUAAUUGAAUCUUAUCUCAAUCGUUAUCAGUAACAUGGCAGAUUAUAUUCUAUAAAUAGGCACACUGCACUCCUGAUUAUAAUAAUGAUACGGAGUAUUAAGCAUAUACUAUCCAUAUACUCUGAUUAUUUUAAGUAAUACUUUGCAUAUACUCCG
Messenger RNA from Cuscuta europaea, 1723 nucleotides. NCBI's taxonomy places the organism in Eukaryota, Viridiplantae, Streptophyta, Magnoliopsida, Solanales, Convolvulaceae. The record is from the annotation of a GenBank genome assembly.